GCCUCCGUUCUCCCAGAUGCGCAGGGCCGCGUGGCCGCUGCACAGCCCUGGUUCUCCCUCUAGCGGCCACAGGCUCUCCCCGCCCGCCACUCUUUCCCAGUGUCUUACGCGACGCCUCCGCGGCGGGCGGUGCGAGACACAGCGCAGGCGCGGGGCGGCCGACGUGUGGGCGUGAGUCCCCGCUCCGGGGUCUGACUGUUACCGAUGUAGGAGGCUCUGGGCCCCUGGUCCUCACUGCUUUCCUUCUCCUAAAGUUUCACAGAGGCGUCUGGGUUCGAAGCGGGCUGACGUCCGCCCUACAGCUCUUAGAAGAAAUGGAGCAAGCACCACAAAAUGGAGAACCUGCAGAAAUUAAGAUUAUCAGGGAAGCAUACAAAAAUGCCUUUUUAUUUGUUAAUAAAGGUUUGAAUACAGAUGAAUUAGGGCAGAAGGAAGAAGCAAAGAACUACUAUAAGCAAGGAAUAGGACACCUGCUCAGGGGAAUCAGCAUUAUAUCAACGGAGCCUCAACACACAGGCCCUGAAUGGGAAUCUGCUAGACAGAUGCAACAGAAAAUGAAAGAAACACUACAGAAUGUACGCGCCAGGUUAGAAAUUCUAGAGAAAGGUCUUGCCACUUCCCUACGAAAUGAUCUUCAGGAAGUACCCAAGUUGUAUCCAGAAUUUCCACCGAAAGACAUGUGUGAAAAGUCGCCAGGGCCUCAGUCCUGUAAUUCACCUCCUCAGCAUACUGAAAUAAAUAACACUACAGCUGCAAGUUCAGGAUCCAUUGCUGCACCAUCUUCUCCAGCCUUACCAUCUCCAAGCUGUCCAUCAGAAGCUCCUCCUGCUUAUACUCCUCAGGCUGCGGAGGGUCACUACACUGUGUCUUAUGGAACUGAUUCUGGUGAAAUUUCAUCAGUUGGAGAAGAUUUCUAUAGGAGCCAUUCUCAGCCACCUCCUCUUGAGACCUUAGGGAUGGAUGCAGAUGAAUUGAUUCUGAUACCAAAUGGAGUACAGAUCUUUUUUGUAAAUCCUGCCGGGGAGGUUAGUGCACCUUCAUAUCCUGGCUACCUUCGAAUUGUCAGGUUCUUGGAUAAUUCUCUUGAUACAGUUCUAAAUCGCCCUCCUGGAUUUCUUCAGGUUUGUGACUGGUUGUAUCCUCUGGUUCCUGAUAGAUCUCCAGUUCUCAAAUGUUCUGUGGGAGCCUACAUGUUUCCUGAUACAAUGUUACAAGCAGCAGGAUGCUUUGUGGGUGUGGUCUUAUCCUCUGAGCUACCAGAAGAUGAUAGAGAACUCUUUGAGGAUCUAUUAAGACAAAUGUCUGACCUUCGACUCCAGGCCAACUGGAAUAGGGCAGAAGGAGAAAAUGAAUUUCAAAUCCCUGGAAGAACAAGAGUCCCCUCUGACCAAAUGAAGGGAGCUUCUGCUAGUGAUGUGAGUCAGUUGGACCCUUCAUUAGGCCAAGGCAACAAGGAGGUGCAUCAUAAAGGAAAACAUAAGAAAAAGACUAAAGGUACUUCAGAUGAAGAAGUGAAUCUGAGUCACAUUGUACCCUGUGAGCCAGUUUCAGAAGAAAAAGCAAAAGAAUUACCUGAAUGGAGUGAGAAAGUGGCUCAAAACAUUUUGUCAGGUGCUUCCUGGGUGAGUUGGGGAUUAGUCAAAGGUGCUGAGUUUACUGGCAAAGCAAUCCAGAAAGGUGCUUCCAAACUCCGAGAACGGAUUCAGCCAGAAGAAAAACCAGUGGAAGUUAGUCCAGCUGUCUCCAGGGGACUUUAUAUAGCCAAGCAGGCUACCGGAGGAGCAGCCAAAGUCAGCCAAUUCCUGGUUGAUGGAGUCUGCACUGUAGCAAAUUGUGUUGGAAAAGAAUUAGCUCCACAUGUUAAGAAGCAUGGAAGCAAACUUGUUCCAGAAUCUCUUAAAAGAGACAAAGAUGGAAAAUCUACCCUGGAUGGUGCUAUGGUUGUUGCAGCAAGUAGUGUUCAAGGAUUUUCAACUGUCUGGCAGGGAUUGGAAUGUGCAGCUAAAUGCAUUGUUGACAAUGUUUCAGCUGAGACUGUACAAACGGUCAGAUACAAAUAUGGGCAUAAUGCAGGAGAAGCUACACACCACGCAAUGGAUUCUGCCAUCAAUGUUGGUGUAACUGCCUAUAAUAUUGACAACAUUGGUAUCAAAGCAAUGGUGAAGAAAACUGCAAAACACACAGGACAAAAACUCCUUGAAGACUAUCAAAUAAUUGAUGAUUCUCAGAGGGAAGAUGAAGAAGGAACAUCAAAUCCAAACAUGAAGAAACAGAAGAAUGAGAAGAAGGAGGCAAAGAAGAAAGAUAAAUGAUGGAAGUGGUGUAAACUACCUGUACCAAAGCCUUACCAAAUGGAGGAAAUUUUGUAAAAUAAGCAAAUGUGGAAUUCGCCACAGAUUAAUCAGUAUUUUCUUUUAAUGUAUUCAUUCCUGUCAAAUGACUGCCAUAAGUAUUCUGGCAUGUAUUCCACUUGUAAGGAAAACAAUCAGCAUUCUUGCAUCUGGCCUUUAAAAAUAAUGAAAUUAUAUUCUCAGUAAGUUUAUUUUUGCCCUAAAUGUGACUAAAAUAUUUUUGUAGUUAAAGUACAGCUUAUAAAACAUGAGCUAUAAAUUUCACUAAACUUAAUAUUUUUCUAUCUGCUCUCUUUCAGGAAGAAAAGUAGGAAAUUACAUAUUUACAUAAAAUUACAUAGUUACAUAAAAUCUGGUAUUCAGUAACCUCAGAUGUAUUUAUACUAGGAAAGAGUGACCUCUAAAAUACUUUAUUUUCUUUUUGCACUAAUUGUGGAUCUCAUUAGAUGCUUGUCAGAAUUUUCAGUGUGUAAGCUAAAUAACUAUAAUCUAAAAAAUUCUCAGAUGACACUUUAAAACAUUUUCAAGACAAGAGAUUGAUCAUGGAAAAUAAAAAUGAAGCUAAGUAAAACUAUUUGGAAGCUUGCCUGUUAGGAAAUGAGGUCUUUUUCAUUUAAAAUGAAUAAAAAUACAUCUUUACGUCUUCUGGAUUGGGACUGGUUUUGAAGUAUUAGGAAAUUUUGCAGUAUUACUGGUAUUUAUUAAAACUUAAAGUAAUUAUCAUCAGCUUUAUUGACUAAAACCUUUGUAAAAACAAAAACAUAAGCAGUUAAAUUUACUAAUGAUAAAUAUAUUCUUAUUUUUUGAUUCAGUUGUUGGAAUUUAUAUUUAAAAGCUAAUAAUUUACAAGGAAAGGUUCUAUUCAUGAUCACGGUAAACAGCCAUCAUCUGUAUAAUCAUUUCUGAACCGCUAGUGGCUAGUUUAUUAGACUUUAUUUGAAACUAGCUAAAGAAUGCACUUUGUGAAUAAAAAAAGUUCUCUGACUUGCUUGGCCUCAAAUAUAUUUAUUUAUUGGGCUUGUGUUUCAGGAACACAGAAUUGGUGGGGUGUUUUUCUAAUUGUUAAAAUGGAAAUAAAAUUGAAUUACUAAAUA
Messenger RNA from Chinchilla lanigera (long-tailed chinchilla), 3445 nucleotides. RefSeq names its product spastic paraplegia 20 (Troyer syndrome) (gene Spart). The record is from RefSeq and is a predicted model, not a curated record. Gene Ontology annotation, cellular component: plasma membrane. Gene Ontology annotation, biological process: cell division; negative regulation of BMP signaling pathway. The transcript is spliced from 9 exons. The coding region runs from base 315 to 2312 and encodes 665 amino acids. NCBI's taxonomy places the organism in Eukaryota, Metazoa, Chordata, Mammalia, Rodentia, Chinchillidae.